UUUUUUCAAACUCAGAAACUUCGAAUCACUUUUCGUUUUGUUUCAAACUCUGUUUCGUGUCUCUUUCUCACUCAAAGCUGCAAAACAAACAAACACCUCCUUACUCCUUUCUCUCUCACUCGUUCUUUCUCUCUCUAGGGUUUUGGAGUUCCAACUCCAUCACGGAGUGUUCGAAGCGGAAAUUCUAGUAGGUAGGUUUGGUGAAAGAUUACAGGUAUUAGCAUAUGUAGGUAGUUGUGGGUUGUUUAAAUUGCUGUGGUGGGUGUGAAUGUUGCUUGGUGGUGUAUGAUGACGAUUUCUCUGGACUUGAAUGCGUCUCCUGUUCCGGAGGAGGAAGAUGAAGAUCCUUUUGAAAGGCAGGUGGAAGAGUAUGAUGUGCCAGAAGAAAAGUAUAACGCGGUAGAAGAGCGCAUAGAAAGUGGAGCUGAUAUAGCACGGCGGGAACGUGAAGAAAGAAAAAAACGGUUGAAAAGAGAACGUUCAGAUGACAAGCCUGUGCAAGCAUCACAGCCACCUGGAUAUGAUAACUUUUUCCAUAAUAAGAUCCUUAAAUCAUAUGAUAGAAGUAAGCUUCCACCAGGUUGGUUGGAUUGCCCUUCAUCUGGUCAGGAAAUUUUUGGCAUGAUACCUUCAAAGGUUCCAUUGGGUGAAUCCUUCAAUGACUAUAUUUUUCCUGGUAAAAGAUACUCAUUUAAACAAGUGAUACAUCAACAGAGAGUUUUAGGGAGAAAACUUGGUCUGGUCAUUGAUUUGACAAAUACUUCUCGAUACUAUCCAGUAUCAGACCUAAAGAAAGAGGCUAUCAGGCAUGUUAAGAUUCAAUGCAAGGGCCGCGGUGCAGUACCUGAUAAUUCAUCUGUUAAUCAUUUUGUCUACGAGGUUAUACAAUUUCUAUCUCAUCAAAAACACUCAAAGAGGUAUAUACUUGUUCAUUGUACACAUGGUCAUAAUCGUACAGGAUAUAUGAUAAUCCAUUAUCUAAUGCGCACAAUGUCAAUGUCUAUUACUCAGGCGAUAAAAAUGUUUUCUGAUGCGCGCCCUCCAGGAAUAUAUAAACCUGAAUAUAUUGAUUCAUUAUAUAAAUUCUAUCAUGAAAAAAAACCUGAAAUGAUAGUUUGUCCUCCUACUCCUGAGUGGAAGAGGACUCCCGAACUCGUUGAUCUCAAUGGUGAAGCAGCUCCAGAUGACGAUGAUGAUGAUGAUGGAGUACCAGAUCCUCAGUUGCAUGAGAACCCUGAGAUCAACACAAUAAUGACAAAUGAUGAUGUUUUAGGAGAUGAGAUAUCUAAUGAUCAGCAAGAUGCAUUUCGACAGUUCUGCUUUCAAAUACUCAAAUUAGGGGUUGGGGCCAGAGGACGCAUGCAAUUUCCAGGGUCACACCCAGUUUCUUUAAACAGGGAUAAUUUACAGCUGUUACGACAGCGUUACUACUAUGCAACAUGGAAAGCUGAUGGAACAAGAUAUAUGAUGCUAAUAACUAUGGAUGGAUGCUACUUGAUUGAUAGAAACUUCAAUUUUAGAAGGGUUCAAAUGAGGUUUCCUUGCAGGGUUACAAAUGAUGGCUUGGCUGAGAAGACUCACCACUUCACAUUACUUGAUGGGGAGAUGAUUAUUGAUACAUUGCCAGAUUCAAAAAAGCAGGAAAGAAGAUACCUAAUAUAUGACCUGAUGGCAGUCAACUUUGUUUCAGUGAUAGAGCGACCCUUCUGUGAACGAUGGAAGAUGCUUGAGAAAGAAGUGAUUGAACCCAGGAAUCAGGAACGGUAUCAGGGAAAAAAUCCUUACUAUAGAUAUGACAUGGAGCCUUUCAGGGUGAGGAGGAAAGAUUUUUGGUUGCUGUCUACUGUUACAAAACUUUUGAUCGAAUUCAUUCCAAAACUCUCGCAUGAUGCAGAUGGUCUCAUAUUUCAGGGAUGGGAUGAUCCUUAUGUACCUCGCACUCAUGAAGGUCUCUUAAAAUGGAAAUACGCUGAUCUGAAUUCAGUUGAUUUUCUCUUUGAGAUAGAUGAUGACUGUCAGCUGCUUUAUCUCCAUGAACGUGGAAAAAAGAAACUCAUGGAAGGGCAUAUUGUUGCAUUCGGAGAAGGUUCAGAUCCUGUACCUUAUUCAGGAAAGAUCAUCGAGUGUGCUUGGGAUGGAGAUAAAAAUGAAUGGAUAUUCAAGCGAGUCAGAACAGAUAAGUCGACUCCCAAUGACUUCAAUACUUACAAGAAGGUGAUGCGAAGUAUAAAAGACAAUAUCACAGAGGAUGUCCUGUUGAAUGAAAUAAAUGAGAUAAUCCGCCUUCCCAUGUAUGCCGACAGGAUUAGAAUUGAUAGCAAAGCACAUCACCACUCUAAUACAGCUAGGCGAAGGUAAUCAAUAAGGAACUUGUGGUCUGCAAAAUUUUCUCUGGUGGGAAAAACAUGUCAGAAGUGUACAUCUGUUGAAAGCUAGAUCAAAGGGAUCUACUGAUGGUCUGCAAAUGGCCAUCAUUCAAAGGUUCAUCAUAUCAAGUAAUUAGUUAACUAUUAGUUAGCUAUUAGUUAAUGCAGGUAUUGGUACCGCUCAAAUUCAAGCCUGGAACCAUUUCCUGUGGUUAUCUAGAUGAUGACUUAGGUAUAGGAUCUCAAUGUAUAGUACCUUACAAUUUUCUUUGUUAAGUAGUGGUUAUAAUUUGUUGAAAGGGUAGUUGUUUACUAGAUUCAAGUUUCAUUACAUUGGUAAGAAUCUUCCCUGUAUGUGAAUAUUAAAUUGGGGAAGUUCUAACAAAGCAUUUGAUUAUCUCCAUUGUAGAAUUUAUUCUGCAUUUACCUCUCUUUAGUGUAAGCUGAUGUUUAGAUGAACUUAUCAAGUCACUGUGGCGCAUUAUCCUCAA
This is a messenger RNA of Vicia villosa (hairy vetch), 2857 nucleotides long. RefSeq lists its product as uncharacterized. Bases 286 to 2358 code for a protein of 690 amino acids. Gene Ontology annotation, biological process: DNA recombination; protein dephosphorylation; 7-methylguanosine mRNA capping. The transcript has 18 exons. Gene Ontology annotation, molecular function: mRNA guanylyltransferase activity; ATP binding; protein tyrosine/serine/threonine phosphatase activity. NCBI's taxonomy places the organism in Eukaryota, Viridiplantae, Streptophyta, Magnoliopsida, Fabales, Fabaceae. The record is from RefSeq and is a predicted model, not a curated record.